GAAAAUCAAAACUUUCGCCUUCUUAAAUUAUAUGCGGGAAGAGUGAAGAAUGGGAAUUUUUCCAAUUGUCAUCGUUUGCAUUGCUAUUGAAUGUUUGAUUGAAAGCUAGCGAUAGUGUAUUGAUGUUGCAUUCAAUCGCAAAUUAGAUAUACAUAAAUAUAUCAUUUCUUCGAUGCAUUCAUUUUAUUUCUGAGGAUUGUGAAAGAUACAAAUUUAUGGUGAAUUAGUAUAUUGCAACUAUGACUGAGGAUGAGCAACUUAAUACUGUGAAUCCAAUUAUUGAAACGCAGUAAAAUGAAAAGCAAAACAUUAUUGUGUCUAGAUAUUGUAAUGUGAUUCAGUGACAAUGUAAAAUCAACAUUUUAAAAAGUUAAUUGCGUAGAAGGUUUUCCUCUUGCACUUAUGAUUGUUAAUUUGACAAGAAAAUUAUUAUUUUAUGAUACGCCUUUCUUCGAAACAAUCAUUAUAUUGCCUCGCUGCACUUGCAUUUCCACCCACCACGAGGUAGAGCUUGAGCAAUUCAAAAGAAAAACAAUAUUUAUUAAUAAAAAUGAAAAAAAAGAAUGGGCCACUGUUUAAGUGUUAUAAGUGGGUUUCCUAAAUUUUGCAAAAGUUUAAACUCCACCCUGUGUAUGAAAGAAUACAAAAAUGUUUUAAAUGAACAAAUACAAACGAAAAUGUAUACUUAAGGUAACAAGAUAAAAUGACAUAAACGUGUGAUAAAAACUCUAAAAUUAUAUAUGUCUAAUUUAAAAAUAAAAUGAUACUGCUACUGUCAUAAGCUUUAAUUUUUGGAAAAUAAAUAAUUUAUUCAGCUUUUGGAAGCUGGCAACAUUGCGUUGGCCGAUGAAGAACACACGAUGUUUAACGAUUUAACGAAACGAGUGAACGGGCAACGGGCUGAAUAUUUUCCUUUUUUCUUGCUUUCCUUGGUGAGGAGUUAAAAAUAAAAUUUUCGCAAUGGAAUAUAUUGCAGAAGUGAAAACAAGAAUAUCAUAAUUAAAAGAAAAUUCUUUUUGAAAACAAAGAACUUUGCGAUUCUUUUGUUAGAUUUGAGUUUUCCACAAACACAAAACGGAAUACAUAAAAAAAUAAAGGAAUUUAAGUGAAGGUAAAGCAAGCGUAAUGAAUCGUUUUUGGUACAAAUUUUAAUCGUUUCUGUUCGAGUGUAAUACAAAAGAAAAGAAAUAAAAUAAGAAUAGAACUGUGCAAAUUUGCAAUAUAUCUAAGGGAAUUUCGUUGGUCUAAUUGGAAUGCAAUAAGAGGAAAGGUAUCUAAGAAAAAAAACAAGAUAAAGUGGAUUGAGUGGUUCAUUUGUUUAGGGAAAAAUAGUGAUUCGAUUGCUAUAUCCAAAGAAAAGAAUAGCUAAUGAAAUCAGAAUCAGGAAAUGCGUGGUGCAAAACGAUUUAUCUGUAUUAAAGAAAUUAUACAACUCUUAUACAAAAUGGCAAUUUGCAUUACAAAGUAAAAUUUAAAUUCAUUCUUUGCAAAAUAAUAUAAUUCUUCCGGUACCCUCAAACAAUUACCUUAGAUAUGUUAUAUAAUUCGUUGCUGUAUCUCAUCGCGAUGUCUAAUGAUGCAUUCCUUCCCCAAUUUUCUAUUCAUUACCAAAACUUGAACUAAUAUAUUAUAUGUGUUUCUCUAUACCUAGUUGCUGCAUUAUUACAACAAACGACAAUUACAAUAAAAAAAAUUAAGAUACUACUACUAUUUCUUCAAUAAACUAAUUGAAUUAUUGGCCACGGCCUACCAUUCGGCUGCAGCAACGUCCUGCUGAAAAGCAUAAAUAUUCAAACAGCGAAAGUAUAAAAUAAGUGAUUCUUUAUUGAUGAAAUUGUGAAGGGAUCUUCCUAACAACGUUACAAUUCAUUGUUCAACGCUAACCUCUAUUACAAACAUAUAGUACUUGGUGGCCUAUAGAUUUACUAAAAAAAAAGUUAUAAGUGCAAACGCUGUGACGUUCAAGAAAUAUAUUCUAUAUUGGGAUAUUCUGCUGAUAUAAAAAAAAAUUAAAUACGACAAUUCGCAUUUACGAAGAACGUUAAAGUGUGUGAAAAAAAAACGUAUUUGAUGCACAUAUUAGACUACUAUUCCUAUUCUACUUUGUAUCGGCGGUAGCUACAAUCAGAAGAACGGGUAAACACACAAACGGAUUAUAGCGAAUAGAAACGUGUUAAAAACACGCAGUGACAGCAUCGUAAAGCGUCUAAACAACGGGGCAGCGUAGACUUUGGUAUAAUUCGACUUGUGAAUAAUGAGUCGCCAUGAAGGAGUCAGUUGUGAUUCUUGUCUCAAAAGCAACUUUAAUGGUCGCCGCUACAAAUGCUUGAUAUGCUAUGAUUAUGAUUUAUGUGCUGAUUGCUAUGAGGAUGGCGUUACAUCUACGCGUCAUUUGGUCGAUCAUCCCAUGCAAUGUAUUCUAACGCGUUCCGAUAUUGAAUUGUUUUUCGGUGGCGAAAUGCUCAACUCAGAGCAACCACAAAGCUUCACAUGCCCCUAUUGCAAAAAAAUGGGUUUUAGCGAUGCUACGUUACUGGAACAUGUUUCGGCCGAGCAUACGGAGACCAGCCUCGAAGUGGUGUGUCCAGUAUGUGCCGGACUACCGGGAGGCGAACCGAAUCUAGUCACAGACGACUUUGCCGGUCAUCUAACAUUGGAGCAUCGAACGGGACCACGGGAAUUAAUUUCAUUUCUGGAUGAGCCAUCAGCAAUUCGACAUGGUGGUGGCGUACGUCGCAUUCCUGGUCGUACUCUUGGAGGUCCUCGUGCACGUCGUUCUAAUAUGCACUUUAGUUCAUCGAGCGGAUUAUCUGCCCUUUCCCCAUCUGGAAGAGAAUCAGUAGAUCCUAUUGCGGAAUUACUUUCACAGUUAUCGGGCGUGAGAAGAGGUGGACCACAGACGUCUCAACUGCAACAAUUGCAAAUGCAAAUACAAUUAGAACGACAACAAGUGACGGCAACUCGCCAACAGUUGGAACGGUUGCCCCGACGGGCUCAUCCGAUGGUCUCUUCAUCGAAUUCGAAUGCAACCAUGCCAGAGGUGAUAAGCAGCGGUCCGAUAUUAAGCGGCAGUGGUUCAGGGGGCAGUGGCGCAAGCGGUUCUGGUAGUCUCAAUGGUGGUGGCGGUAGUUCAUGUCGCACCAACGAAUGGACUGUUAAUCCAUCACUAGCAGCUCAGCAACAAUCGCAGUCAGGUCUGACAGGCAACGCCGGAAUCAACAACAGAGAAAGUGGCGGCGGAAGUGGUAGUUUAAAUGGGGGUAGCGGCAGUAAUGCUAGCAAUAUACUCGGCAUGUCAAUUGCUGGCGGUGCAGUGGGUGCGGGUGUUAAUGGCGCAAGUAAUGGGGCUGACGUUCAAUCACAGUUUCUGCUAACAAAAUUCAUGCAGCCAACAUUGAGUGAUACAGAAUGGGCUGAAAUGGAGAGAGAACGAUCUAAUCGAUCACAAUUUGUACAAGCGCUUGUAUUGUCGACUCUUUCCUAUGAUUCACUCGACACCAUUGCAAUUGGUGGUGGCGAAACAGAGCGCGAUAAUCGUGGCGAAUCGCAGGAAACCAAUAGUGAUAAUGUAAAUAAUGAGAAAGUCUCAGCUGCGAACACAAAAAUUGAUGCUAAUGCGAGGGAAUCGUUGAUGAACAACAACACCGAUGCCUCUGCACAAACCACAAAUACCAGUGGCAGUAGCAGCGUUAGCGCCGGAACUAUGCCUGGUAGCGGUCGCCAGCAGGUACAUCAGCAGCAACAGACCUCUCCGGAGGAUAUUGCCGACGAGUACAAACAACUGCAGCAGCAACAACAACAAGCACAGCAGCAAACCUACGCAUCAAAAAAGAAAUCAACGAGUAACAGCGGUGUGGGUGGCGGCGCUGGUGGUACUGGUGGUAAACAAACAGCUGACAGAGGCAUUGAAAGACGAGGCCGUCCACCACCUCCACCAGUUGGCGGUGGCGCAGCAGCUGCUGGAUCACAGCCCCAACAACAACAUUCUAGGUAGUGCUAUCGUCCUCAUCAGCCAUGACAUGAACAUAAACAGCAAAUACUAAUAAAACUGCAACAUAAACACAAACAAAAGAAACAUCAAUUAGGAAAACCGCAGCAAAAGUACAUCAACAAUCACAACAACAACAGCAAUCCCACAUUUAGCACAUGAACACUGGAGACGAACAGUGCCGUCGACAAAUGCAAAAACACAACGCUAUAAACACAAGUGGAGGCAGUUAAAACCAAAAUAAAAGUGCUUUGAGAGCGUAUGCAACGUGGCUAAAGGCUAAUGGAUGAUAUGAUGGACACAUUAUGAAGCAGCAGACGCAACAAGCAGAGCAAAACAUUAUAAAUAUGGUUUAUUUAAUAUAUUAUAAUUAUUCAAAUUUAUAUAAUUAUAAAAAGCAAAAACAAAAACAAAGAGAAGGCAACCCAACCAACCAACACACCUAUUGUAAUGAAAUGAACUAAUUAUAAUUUUAAAGAAAUUGAACAUUUAAAAUUAAAGGAAACACUAUUAAAAUAUAAAUAACCAAAUUAUAUGUAGCAUGGCCAAUUUGAAUAUACACUACACGUUUCAAUGAAUGUAUGGAGACAAAGUAUGUUUAUGUAAAAUGAACGCGCGCAAUUAUGUAGGUCAAACGAGGUGUGAGGUCUAAGGUGUAGAAAGAGUAGAGUUCAAAUUGGUUAUUGUGGUUCAAUUGUAUGCAAAAUGCUUCGAUUUUGAUAUAAUACAUUUUAGUGUGAAAUUUCGGAAGGUUUAUAGCGAGUAGACAAGUUCUCAAUUAUUCUAUAUUUAUGCAACCUGCGUUCAUGUACAUACGUUCUAUUGCAAUAUCAAUAUAAUUAUAUAUAUUUAUUUCAAUAGCAGUUAGAUAUUUGUUUUUUCGCACAGCUUAUUUAAGUAGACGUUUUGUCAUGCGCAAAAAAAGUUCGAACUUAAAUACGUGAAUUAUGCCUUCUUUCAUUCACCUUUGUUCUUACGACUUUUCAUGUGAUUUCUCAAUUAUAAAUUAUUAGCUAGUAGGGUUAAUUUUGUUUGUAGAUCCAUAUAAGUGUAAUUGAAAUAUUUUUUAUUGGCAGAAAUAUAUGGCAUGGUUUUAAAAAUCGUGCAAAUAUCUACUUAUAUUGAAUUUGGCGCGUUCGUAUAUAUACAUCAUCGACCGAUAUUUCAUGUUAUUCUGUUUUUGGAGCUGUUAAUUGGUAAUAAAUUUUGGUAAUUUGUCCAAAGUUGCCUGUAGGGAUCCACACACAAGCUUAAUGUUAUUAAAGCAUAAGAUAUAAAAUCUAUUUCUGCUUAAAGUCGUUUUCGGUUAUAUGCUUUUGUUAAUAACGUCUGAAAUGACUAUACGCAUUACUGUAUAAGAAACGGCAGGCGUAAAUAGGGAUGCUAAAAUGUGGAAAAGUUAACAAUUAUUGUUUUUGCUUUUUUUUUUAUUCGGCGAAAUUAAAAUUCAUUUAUGUAUGUAUGUAUACGUAACGAAUGCGUAAAAUCAACGGGUUUAUAUAAAUUGUAUUAUUUCAAAGAGCAAAAGAUAAAAUAUUCAAUGUCUAUAGAAAGUAGAUAUUAUAAGCAAAAUAUUGAAUUGCGGGGAGUGGUUAACGCAACUAAUACACAUCUAAUGUUUAAAUGAGUCCCUACGAAACUGGUAAUGAGUUCUCGAAUUUGUGAAUGAAACGUCGUUUCAAAUGCUGAAAAUGAUGAUAUGAUUGUAUUGUAAGAAGAUUUAAUAAAUUUAAAAGUAUUACAAGGUUA
Molecule: messenger RNA, 5737 nt
Organism: Bactrocera oleae (olive fruit fly)
Lineage: Eukaryota; Metazoa; Arthropoda; Insecta; Diptera; Tephritidae
Source: RefSeq, a predicted model, not a curated record